Messenger RNA from Echinostoma caproni, 786 nucleotides. Lineage: Eukaryota; Metazoa; Platyhelminthes; Trematoda; Plagiorchiida; Echinostomatidae. The record is from the annotation of a GenBank genome assembly.
AUGGUAGUGAAUCUCUACUAUUGGGCCAAUAAUUCAGACACACCGGGGGAUACAGACGAUAUUACCGAAUCUGAGCCGGCUACAGAUCAGAACAAAGCUACUGUGCCGGAUGUGGAUGAUGAAGACAAUGAUCACAAGGUCGAGACAAUAAAAGAAACCACUCAAAAUAAUGAUAUCGGUGGCCACGAAGUCAACAAAGGUGCAGCUGACGCAUUUGAAAGCAAAGAUCUGAAGACGGAACCUGCCAAUAAAGAAGAGAACAACCAAGAGGGUGUCGAUGAUGAUCACAUGAACACGAAAAUUGGAGAUGACGAGAACAACAAAAAAUAUGCGGUCACAGUUGAUCCAGUUGAAAAUGAAGUAGCUUUUGAAGGUACUACCGCCAUACCGGAAAACGGAGACUGGACAGCAGGCUCAGGGCAUUCUAACGAACGGAACAGAUAUACUCACGAACAAUAUGUGGAGAAAACGACCAUCGGAACGGAAAGAGUGACUGACACCAUCACAGAGGAGGGCGGGACAAAUUACCAAGGAGAAAAACGCACCGAAUCGGCAGAUGCUACCAAUCCAUCGCACACGAGUGACCCGACAACGGACUCAUGGCAUUCUACGGAACAGAGCACGGAUAACCACGAAGACAGGGGUGGACAAGGCACCGUAGAACCCCAAGGAUCCGGGAACACCACAAAGAAUAGUGAUGAAGAUGUUCAAACAGUGGCACCAAUCGAAGCAAAAGGUAGGAAAGACGCCUUUACGAAGAAUCAAACGUUUAAAAGUCGCAUCUGA